CUUACAGUAACUUAGUUGAUGUCAUCAUCGAUUACGGCUCAGCCUCGCGUGCGCUCAAUAAGUCAUACACUCACGGACUACUAUUGUUAAUCCCAAACCACCAGAGUACCUACACACCCUCCCAUCCACCCAGACUCUCCAUCGAAAUGGCCCUCCAAGACUCCUGCUGCACCUGCGCCACGCUGCUCACCGACGUUAAAGUCCCCUACGACCCGGCCUCGGAGAAACCACUCCUCCACAACCGCCGCCUCGAAUGCUGCAAUCGCCAAAUCUGCGCAUUAUGCCAACACAAGAACCCACGCUUCCAAUCAUAUUGCCCCUUCUGCCAGAUCAGUUCAGGCCCGUCGGCCCUACCGAAAGAAGGCCUGCGAUUACCACCGUCAUACACCAGAACUCCAUACUCGCGGACGGAAUCCGCAUCGCCACCGCCCAGUUACGACGAAAUCACAACCCACCCACCCCGGCGGCGGGUGCGGGACGAAGAUAGAGGACCACCCGAAGAUACAGAAGAUACAAUCCACCACGUCGCCUCGGAGGACUCAUUAGCCUCACUGAGUCUCGGGUAUAAAGUCCCCGUCCCCGUACUGAGGCAAUAUAACAACUUGUACUCCGAUCAACUUCUCGUGGCGCGGAAAUGGAUCCUCAUUCCACGGAGUCACUAUGACGGUCCAGCGCUAUCAACACCGCCAGACCCAGAGGAGGAAGAACGAAAGACCAAAUUGAGACGGUGGAUGGUCGCGACCAAGUGUGCCGAUUAUAAUGUCGCCACGCUCUAUUUGAAGGGUAGUGAUUACAACUUGGACAUAGCGAUCGAGGCGUUCAAGGCGGAUGAGGAGUGGGAGAGAAAUCACCCUCUAAAGGGCAAGGGGAAGGAUACGAGGAGCCGGAUUGGGAGAGGGGGGAGUAUAUCGGGACAACUAUCGUGAUGGGGAGCAAUAGAGACAGAAUGAACGAGGAAAUGACACACACUGCGGAUUACAAGGCGUCAAUAGGGUGAAAGAGCACACUGUACAUCUGAGGUCUGCAGUGUUAACGAGCAUCACGUCGAAGGGUCUCCGCGAUCGAGUAGACGAGUCUAGAGGAUGCGAUUGAUUGAGUCUAUCC
This is a messenger RNA of Exophiala viscosa, 1104 nucleotides long. RefSeq lists its product as uncharacterized. The record is from RefSeq and is a predicted model, not a curated record. Lineage: Eukaryota; Fungi; Ascomycota; Eurotiomycetes; Chaetothyriales; Herpotrichiellaceae. The coding region runs from base 147 to 926 and encodes 259 amino acids. The transcript has a single exon.